CCACCGGAAUCCCAUAGUAGCGCACUAGCCUUUGAAGCAGAGUAUCCCUUCCAGAACGAUCUCGAACUGCCCUUCCCUAUAACUACUCUCAAAGAACUUGGCGGCCACAAACCACACAACUACAAUCCCGAUGGACCCACAACCUACGCCUAUGCAACCUUCAUGGCGACAAGGAACCCGUCGCUCAAAGACCCAUACUUCCUCGCCAUCCAUUCACUCAUAUACCGCAUCCUCUGGUCCCCUCAAUCACAUACAGCACACUACCCUCUUGUUGUCUUCGUAGCAGACUUCGUGACAGCCGAGCAACGUGCUCUUCUCACCGGUGCCGGUGCCAUCGUACGAGAACUUGCGCCCCUAGAAUGGAAUCCCAACGUCCCCGGAGUGCAAAAGCGGUGGAAAGAUCUCUUCGCAAAGCUCAACAUGUGGAAUGAAACGGAAUUCAAGCGUAUCUUAUUCCUAGACGCCGACGCAUUUCCCCUGACAAACAUCGACGAGAUGUUCGAUUUGGUUCCGAUGCAGGAUUGCAAGGCGGAGAAGUUGGUAUUGGACGACUUCCACACUGACGGCUCGCUGGUGUGUGAGCCCUAUAUUUUUGCUGGCGUGCCUCAGGACCCGCCAGUUGAGAACAUCAAUGUGGGCAGUAUGGUGUUUACGCCUUCUGCUCGCAUGCAUCAGCGUCUCCUCCAGAACUACGUUAAAACUGAUAGAUAUAAUUGUUUGAUGGCGGAGCAAGCCUUUCUUAACUGGCAGUUUCGUCAUGAUGGGGCUUUUCCGUCGACAACGCUAGAGAGGAAAUGGGGUGGAUUCUUUCCGCAAGAUAAUGAGGAAGGGGCGCUCAAGGUUGUACACGAGAAGAUCUGGGUCGCAGAAGGGGGUUGGAUGAAACGAGAGUGGGAUGAGAGAUGGGCGGAGAUGGUAAAGUUUUACGAGAGUCAUGAGUUCAAAGAGUUGAGGGGAAGAGAUGGCGCGAAUGCUGUGAGCUCAAGCCCUUGA
Molecule: messenger RNA, 993 nt
Organism: Cucurbitaria berberidis CBS 394.84
Lineage: Eukaryota; Fungi; Ascomycota; Dothideomycetes; Pleosporales; Cucurbitariaceae
Product: glycosyltransferase family 8 protein
Exons: 1
Molecular function (GO): glycosyltransferase activity
Source: RefSeq, a predicted model, not a curated record